AUGGACCCGCCCUGGGGCCGGCCGGUCUCCAGCCGGGGCCUGAGCCACCGUCCUGCUGCCCCUGAGCGCCUGCGCUCCCCACCAGCGUGCCCCUGGAUUGGCGCCGUUGCUGCAGCUCGGGGCGCGGGGUCCGCGCGUCGCCCUCCGCGCAGAGGGGCUCGCAGCCCCACUCAGUGGCCCCCAUCUGUUUCCUUCCACCGCUGCUCCCGCAGAAUCAGGCCCCAGCUUGCCAAAGAGAAGAUUGAGGGGUGUCACGUGUGCACCUCGGUCACGCCGGGGGAGCCCCAGGUCUUCCUGGGCAAGGACAAAGCCUUCACCUUCGACUACAUGUUCGACAGCACCGCGCAGCAGCAGCAGGUGUACGCGCAGUGCGUGGAGCGGCUCGUAGAGGGCUGCUUCGAGGGCUUCAACGCCACGGUGUUCGCCUACGGGCAGGUGAGUCCCGCGCCGGCAGCUCCUGCGUUGGGCAGCACGGGGCGCACUGUGGACGCGGCCGCUGGUCACUGUGGCCCCCCGCAGCUGUACAAUGAGGAGGUCCUCGACCUGUUUGACACCACGCGCGACCUGGACGCCAAGAACAAGAAGUCCAACAUCCGCAUUCACGAGGACGCGGCCGGGGGCAUCUACACCGUGGGCGUCACCACGCGCACCGUGGACACCGAGUCGGAGAUGAUGCAGUGCCUGAAGCUGGGCGCCCUGUCGCGCACCACGGCCAGCACCCAGAUGAACGUGCAGAGCUCGCGCUCCCACGCCAUCUUCACCGUCCACCUGUGCCAGACCCGGCUGUGCCCGCCGGCCGACGGGGAGGUCCCGGCCGACAGCGGGGAGAUGGCGGAGUCGCCGCGGACGAACGAGUUUGAGACUCUCACGGCCAAGUUCCACUUCGUGGACCUGGCGGGGUCCGAGCGGCUGAAGCGCACGGGGGCCACGGGCGAGAGGGCCAGGGAGGGCAUCUCCAUCAACUGCGGGCUGGUGAGAGGCGGGAAUGGAAGUUCAGCGCGGUGCUUCCAGCUGGCCAGGGCCUGCCCUGCGGCCGACCGCCCCUCCCCUUUCAGCCAGACCGUCAUGAUCGCCUGCGUCAGCCCCUCCGACCGGGACUUCAUGGAGACCCUGAACACCCUGAAGUAUGCCAACCGGGCCCGCAACAUCAAGAACAAGGUCACGGCCAACCAGGACCGCGCCAGCCAGCAGAUCAGCGCCCUGCGCGGGGAGAUCACCCGGCUGCAGAUGGAGCUCAUGGAGUACCGCACGGUGAGCCGGCCUGCUGGGGGGGGGGCCGCCCCCGAGAAGCAGCCCCUUGUGGGCCGGGCCCUGUCCUGCAGGUCUGGCCCUGGCCGGAGCCGCUGUGCCGCCUCAGCCCCCCAGCCCCUGGCGACCCCUGCCCUGGCCGGCGGCCCUCGGGGAAAAUGCCCCGGAAACCGGCAGGACCACGCCGGGGACGGGAACGAGGAGGUCAGCAACAUGAUCCACAGCUACAUCAAGGAAAUCGAGGACCUCAGGGCCAAGCUGCUGGAGAGCGAGGCGGUGAACGAGAAUCUGCGCCGGAGCCUGACGCGGGCGGCGGCGCGAGCCCCGUACUUCGGCGGGCCGGCGGCUUUCUCGCCCGUCCUGUCCUCGGACAAGGAGACCAUCGAGAUUAUCGACCUGGCCAAGAAGGACUUGGAGAAACUGAAAAGGAAGGAACAGAAGAAGAAGAAAAGUGUGGCCGCCAGGGAGGACGGCGGGGACGCCAGCCCCGAGAAGACCGGGGACACGGAGAGGGCGGCCGGCCAGCUGGAGGCGGAGGAAGGCCAGGACGCGAGCCAGCAGGAGGACGAGGCCGAGGCCGAGGCCGAGGACGAGGACGAGGACGAGGACGAGGAGCUGGACGGGGCCGAGAGCUCCGAUGAAUCCGACUCGGAGUCGGACGAGAAAGCCGACUACCGCGCGGACCUGGCCAGCAUCACGUGCGAGAUCGCCAUCAAGCAGAAGCUGAUCGACGAGCUGGAGAACAGCCAGAAGCGGCUGCAGACGCUGAAGCGCCAGUACGAGGAGAAGCUGCUGACGCUGCAGCACAAGAUCCGGGACACCCAGCUGGAGCGGGACCAGGUGCUGCAGAGCCUGGGUAGGCGCCGCCCCGUCCGCCUCAUGCGGCAGAUGAAGGAGGAGCAGGAGAAGGCGCGGCUGAACGAGUCCCGGCGCAGCAGGGAGAUCGCGCAGCUGAAGAAGGACCAGCGCAAGCGCGAUCACCAGCUCCGGCUGCUGGAGGCCCAGAGAAGAAACCAGGAGGUGGUUCUGCGCCGCAAGACCGAGGAGGUGACAGCCCUCCGCCGGCAGGUGAGGCCCAUGUCCGACAAGGUGGCCGGGAAGGUCACUCGGAAGGCCGGCUCGUCCGAGGGCCCCGCCCAGGACGCAGGGCCCAGCGCAGCGGCCGGCGACGCGGAGGCCUUCAGCAACCUGUACGGGGUGCACCCCUUCUACAUGUGCGUGGAGGACGACUUCAGCGCCCACGGCGUCCUGCUGCUGAACGCCAACGCCCAGGAGGUCAUCCUCAGCCCCUACCCCUCGCUGACCUUCCGCACCAUCGGCGGCAUCCUGGACUUCUACAUGUUCCUGGGCCCCAGCCCCGAGAACGUGGUGCAGCAGUACACGGAGGGUCCAAGGCAGCCAUGGGAGCCCGAGCCCGUGAGGGGCAGCUGCCGGCCCCACCGCGUCUCAGGACGGACGUCGAGGCCUCCGCCCUACUGGCCCACGGAGCGGCGCGGUCCACAGGGACGGCGGCUUCCCACACGGAGCCGCCGCUGGACCCUCACAGCCCUGGCCAACGGGGCCGGUGCCAUCGGGGACCGGCGGACGAGCCCCGGGGCCACACUGGCGGGGUGUGCUGUGUCCAGCUGGCACCCUGGCGGUUUGGGGCGUUCGGCGCUGGCCAGUCUGGGCUCGGAUGGGAGCUUGGUCCUGAAGGCCCGCAGCCCCGGCCCUUUCUUCCAUCCCUUGUGA
Molecule: messenger RNA, 2979 nt
Organism: Condylura cristata (star-nosed mole)
Lineage: Eukaryota; Metazoa; Chordata; Mammalia; Eulipotyphla; Talpidae
Product: kinesin-like protein KIF21A
Exons: 20
Coding region: 1-2979 (992 amino acids)
Biological process (GO): mitotic spindle organization; carbohydrate metabolic process; microtubule-based movement
Molecular function (GO): catalytic activity; microtubule motor activity; ATP binding
Source: RefSeq, a predicted model, not a curated record